Molecule: messenger RNA, 4328 nt
Organism: Nannospalax galili (Upper Galilee mountains blind mole rat)
Lineage: Eukaryota; Metazoa; Chordata; Mammalia; Rodentia; Spalacidae
Gene: Ipo11
Product: importin 11
Exons: 29
Coding region: 193-3147 (984 amino acids)
Biological process (GO): protein import into nucleus
Cellular component (GO): cytosol; nuclear envelope
Molecular function (GO): small GTPase binding
Source: RefSeq, a predicted model, not a curated record
CGUAAUUUUAGCGCGCCCGCGUCGUUCCGAGUGGCGACGCGGAACAUGGCGCGUUCCUAGAAGCCGUUUUCGGCAUCAGUAGGUGGCAGCGUGUGGACUAGAAGCGCGGGGUGCGGAACCAACCAACGCUGCGUGGUGUGGAGAAGUGGACCGGGGAGGGUCAGGCUGCUCGGCCCCGAGCAAACGGAUUCCAUGGAUCUCAAUAGUGCCAGCACUGUAGUUCUUCAGGUCUUAACCCAGGCCACCAGUCAGGAUACUGCUGUCUUAAAGCCAGCUGAAGAGCAGUUGAAACAGUGGGAGACACAGCCAGGUUUCUAUUCAGUGUUGCUGAACAUUUUUACCAACCAUACCCUCGAUAUAAAUGUAAGGUGGCUUGCUGUGCUGUAUUUUAAACAUGGAAUUGAUCGUUACUGGAGACGUGUAGCACCUCAUGCUCUCUCAGAGGAAGAAAAGUCAACAUUGCGUGCAGGGCUCAUCACAAACUUUAAUGAACCAAUUAACCAGAUUGCAACUCAGAUUGCAGUGCUGAUUGCAAAAGUUGCCCGGUUGGAUUGUCCUAGACAAUGGCCUGAACUGAUUCCCACUCUUAUAGAGUCAGUUAAAGUCCAAGAUGACCUUCGACAGCACAGAGCAUUGCUUACAUUCUAUCAUGUUACCAAGACCCUGGCAUCCAAACGACUGGCUGCUGACAGAAAACUGUUUUAUGAUUUAACUUCUGGAAUUUAUAAUUUUGCGUGCUCUCUGUGGAAUCACCAUACGGACACAUUCCUUCAACAGAUUGCUUCUGGCAAUGAAGCUGCAGUUCUAAGUUCACUAGAACGAACACUACUAUCAUUAAAAGUGCUGCGUAAGUUAACUGUGAAUGGAUUUGUGGAACCUCAUAAGAAUAUGGAGGUGAUGGGAUUUUUACAUGGAAUAUUUGAACGUUUAAAGCAGUUUCUGGAAUGCAGUAGAAAUAUAGGUACAGAUAACGUUUGUAGAGAUAGACUGGAAAAGAUCAUCAUUCUUUUUACUAAAGUACUCUUGGACUUCCUGGAUCAGCACCCUUUUUCAUUCACUCCUCUAAUUCAGAGAUCACUGGAAUUUUCUGUAAGCUAUGUUUUUACUGAAGUUGGCGAAGGCAUUACAUUUGAACGCUUUAUUGUCCAGUGCAUGAAUCUUAUCAAGAUGAUUGUCAAAAAUUACUCUUAUAAGCCAUCCAAAAAUUUUGAAGACAGCAGCCCUGAAACACUUGAAGCCCACAGAAUCAAGAUGGCGUUCUUCACUCACCCCACGCUGACAGAGAUAUGUAGAAGAUUGGUCUCUCAUUACUUUUUGUUGACUGAAGAAGAACUGACAAUGUGGGAAGAAGAUCCAGAAGGCUUUACAGUGGAAGAAACAGGAGGAGAUUCUUGGAAAUACAGUUUGAGGCCUUGCACCGAAGUACUAUUUAUAGAUAUAUUCCAUGAAUAUAAUCAGACUCUUACUCCUGUACUUCUAGAAAUGAUGCAAACACUUCAAGGUCCCACCAAUGUAGAAGAUAUGAAUGCACUCUUAAUCAAAGAUGCUGUGUAUAAUGCUGUAGGAUUAGCUGCUUUCGAGCUGUUUGACAGUGUUGAUUUUGAUCAGUGGUUUAAAAACCAACUUCUUCCAGAAUUACAGGUCACUCAUAAUAGGUAUAAGCCAUUGCGACGCAGAGUGAUUUGGCUCAUUGGUCAGUGGAUUUCUGUGAAAUUCAAGUCUGACUUGAGACCCAUGCUGUAUGAAGCAAUCUGUAACUUGCUUCAAGAUCAAGAUUUAGUGGUCCGAAUUGAAACAGCUACGACUCUGAAGUUAACUGUUGAUGAUUUUGAAUUUAGAACAGAUCAGUUCUUACCGUAUUUGGAGACCAUGUUCACACUACUUUUUCAGUUAUUGCAGCAAGUUACAGAAUGUGAUACGAAGAUGCACGUUUUGCAUGUUCUUUCCUGUGUGAUUGAAAGAGUCAAUGUACAGAUACGACCAUAUGUUGGAUGCUUGGUACAGUAUUUGCCUCUUCUUUGGAAGCAGAGUGAAGAACACAAUAUGUUGCGAUGUGCUAUUCUGACAACACUUAUUCAUCUUGUUCAGGGAUUAGGAGCAGACAGCAAGAACCUGUACCCUUUCCUGCUCCCAGUUAUCCAACUGAGUACAGAUGUUUCUCAGCCUCCACAUGUCUAUCUUCUGGAAGAUGGUUUAGAAUUAUGGUUGGUGACAUUGGAAAAUAGCCCAUGUGUUACACCAGAAUUGCUUCGUAUAUUUCAGAAUAUGUCACCACUUCUUGAGCUUCCAUCCAGCUGCCUUGCAAACGAACUAAGUUCAGAAAAUCUCAGAACCUGUUUUAAGAUCAUCAAUGGUUAUAUCUUUUUAUCAUCAACAGAAUUUUUACAGACAUAUGCCGUAGGUCUGUGUCAGUCCUUUUGUGAGCUGUUACAAGAAAUUACUACAGAAGGUCAAGUUCAAGUGCUCAAGGUUGUAGAAAAUGCCCUUAAAGUGAAUCCAGUAUUAGGUCCACAGAUGUUUCAACCGAUUCUGCCCUGCGUUUUCAGAGGUAUUAUAGAAGGCGAGAAGUAUCCAGUAGUGAUGUCCACCUACCUUGGAGUUAUGGGUCGAGUCCUACUACAAAAUGCUAGUUUCUUUACUUCCCUUCUUAAUGAGAUGGCACAUAAGUUUAAUCAGGAGAUGGACCAGCUUUUAGGAAACAUGAUUGAGAUGUGGGUUGAUCGAAUGGACAACAUUACGCAGCCUGAAAGAAGAAAACUUUCAGCUUUGGCUUUGCUCUCUCUUCUGCCAUCUGAUAAUAGUGUUAUCCAAGAUAAAUUCUGUGGAAUUAUAAAUAUCUCAGUGGAAGGACUUCAUGAUGUCAUGACAGAAGACCCUGAAACAAGAACUUACAAAGACUGUAUGUUGAUGUCUCAUCAUGAGGAACCAAAAGCAAUGGAAGAUGAAGAACCACCCACAGAACAAGAUAAGAGGAAAAAGAUGCUGGCCCUGAAGGACCCCGUGCACACAGUGUCACUGCAGCAAUUCAUCUAUGAGAAGCUCAAGGCCCAACAGGAGAUCCUGGGGGAACAAGGCUUCCAGUCCCUCAUGGAGACAGUGGACACGGAGAUUGUUACCCAGCUGCAGGAGUUUCUGCAGGGAUUCUAGGAACACAUGCUGUGUGGCUGCCACCCUUCUGAAACAUGCUGAGUAACCAGCCUGCCAUCUAUAUGUGAGAGCCUGCUGAGAGGAAGUCGUCUGUGUGAAUAUAAAGAAACUAGACCAUACACUUUUUACUAUAAAAUAUAAAGAAUAAAUAUAAACCCCACAUAUUAAAGUCACAAACCUAUUCCUCAAAAGAAUUUAAUUUUAUAUUUAUGAGGGGGGCCCUGUGUUUACUAGAGGUACAUUUAUUGACAUAACUGCAUUGUUUCCUGUUAAGAGAAGAAACUGAUUACCUUUAAUCAUGAGCUCUUAACACUAGAGAAGAUGAAGGUUAAUGUUUCGGAUGCUUUCCUGCAACCCAAAUUAGUUAAAUUUGGCUGCCUUAUCCUUUUUCUCAAGCAACAAGCUUGAAAAAUGAGAAUGCUGUGCAAAUGAUGCACUUAAAGGAAUUUGUGCACUAAGCAGAAGUAGUGACAAAUAGAUCAUCUUGCAAGGGAGCCAUUUUCAUCUGACAGAAAACAUGUUUAUCAGACAAAUGCUUUUAUCUUCAUUCUAGUAGUUUGAUACAGGAAUUGGUAAAGGCACUUUGAACUUGUUUUGUUAUCAGUGAAUACACUGGAAUGCCCAAUGAAGUGAACAUGUACUGUAAUGCCAGGUGGGAGACCGUGGUUUGUUCCAGGUUCCUGUGUUACUCGUGAGGGCCAUCAGCCCCAUGGACACCAAGAAGAGCCAGACAGCUCCCAGGCCCCUCUGUGCUGUGACAGUCGCACUUGGCCGUGACAGGCUGCUCAGUAUUUACCCGUCUCAGGUUCCUCAUGCAGCAGUGUGUCAGGACCUCAGUGCCAUGGGUGCACCUCAGAGGACUCCACAGCAAUCCCCAAGGGCACCGACACUGACAUAACCAGUCUUCCUUCCUACCCUCCGUCACAUAGUACAUAAAGGGGAUAGGGAAAAUAAAGCCUUACCUUGCUUUACUUGCCACUUACUGUGAGGAACUUGUAGGAACUACUCAAAAGCAAGAUUGAAAAAGUCUUAUCUUUCUCCAGAAAGUCAGGUACUGUAUGUGACUGAGGGAAAACCACUGCCCCUUUGUAAGCUCUGGAACCCAAAAUGUCUGCAGAUAUGUGCUGUUUUCGGCAAAGGAAGAAAAUAUGGUCCAAAUUAAAUUUUCCAAAGAUACCUCA